Molecule: messenger RNA, 1289 nt
Organism: Schizophyllum commune H4-8
Lineage: Eukaryota; Fungi; Basidiomycota; Agaricomycetes; Agaricales; Schizophyllaceae
Exons: 2
Coding region: 1-1281 (426 amino acids)
Molecular function (GO): protein binding
Source: RefSeq, a predicted model, not a curated record
AUGGAUUGCACGACCGUGCUCAAACGCGCUUCCUCAAUCGCCAACAUCCAGCUGCAUCGCAGUGGCUUCAACCCUGGAUCUGCAGAGAGGGAUGCCAUCCAAAUCUCCACAACAGAGAUCCAUGAACGGAUGCUGUCGAUUGACUCUGAAAUCCAAAAGCUGACUCGGCUUCGCGGACAAUCGUCCAGCCAGCUCGAGCUCAACCAAUCCCUCGUUGCUCCCGUGCGGCGCCUUCCCAGUGAAAUCUUAUCAAAGAUAUUCGUCUAUCACGCUCGCCUCUCGCCCAGCCUCGCUGAACAAACACUCUAUACAACGUGUACAGUGGCCCACGUCUGUUGCGCCUGGCGAGCCGCCGCGCGCGGAACACUGCAGCUUUGGACACCCAUUUCGUCGACAGCGCCAUUUCCUGGCUGCUCUAUUGCCUCUGGAGACGUGUUCGAAGCCCAGCUAGAGCUAUCAGGGGUGUUACCUGUACAGCUGUCGCACACUGUGCACGACGACCUCAUACUCGAGCGCUUUCUCGCAGUGCUUGGCCCUCACUCCUCGCGUUGGCAGCCCGUUACUCUUCGUGGAUCGUGCAAUCUCCUAAGGUCGCUGCCAAAGUACUACCUACCACAACUCGAAGAAGUGUCGAUUACUCUGGAGGGUCAGAAUACGGACGACGUGGUCGACUUUCUAUCUGGGGCAACGGUGUUGAAGCGCCUGGCUGUGGCAUUCCACUGGCGCAACAACCCUGACCCAUCUUUGUUCACCGAAUUCCCAGACUUCGUUUCCCUACCCUCACACACCUCUCCCUUGCAUUCGACGUUGUUCUGCGAUUGGAUGUUCCUGUCCAUGUCCGACGACCCCGAUUGGAACACCGUGAGCCAUUUGUCGGGGCGCCAGCGCGCCAACAUGUCCGCCUUGUCCACGUUGGAAGUGGGGCAGGGCUGCUUUGAAGUCUUCGACAUGAUCGACGCUCCUGCUCUCGAGGAGAUUGUCGUGCGCGAUGUUAGGGGCCACCAUCGAGCCGACCUCACGUUCCAGCUGCUUGCGAGCUUUUCUGAGCACAUGGGCCAUCCUGGAACCCUCCGCCGAUUGACUCUUCGCAAUAUCGAGUGUCAGGAGUGGAUGGGCAACCACGAGGAUUUUCUGCACUGCAUCUGGCGCUGGAGGGGCCUGAAAGAGCUGCACGUCGAAGAGCCGGCUGAUUGCACUCCCAUACUGGCGCCAGACGCAAUCGAGUGGCUGGCGGGGGAGGCCGUAGGACCGCUGUAUCUUCCGAAUCUGGUGUCGUUCUGAAGACCAGG